Molecule: messenger RNA, 546 nt
Organism: Plasmodium vinckei vinckei
Lineage: Eukaryota; Apicomplexa; Aconoidasida; Haemosporida; Plasmodiidae
Product: V-type proton ATPase 21 kDa proteolipid subunit, putative
Exons: 5
Coding region: 1-546 (181 amino acids)
Biological process (GO): proton transmembrane transport
Cellular component (GO): proton-transporting V-type ATPase, V0 domain
Molecular function (GO): proton-transporting ATPase activity, rotational mechanism
Source: RefSeq, a predicted model, not a curated record
AUGUAUAAUUCAUGGUUUGAAAUUAUUCGGGGUAUAUCGCCAUAUAAUUGGGCGUUGCUAGGAAUUGCCUCAUCAUUAUUCCUUUCUAUUAUUGGCGCAGCAUGGGGAAUAUUUAUAUGUGGUACUAGUAUAGUUGGGGCCUCAGUAAAAGCCCCACGUAUUAUUUCAAAAAAUUUAAUCUCUAUCAUUUUUUGUGAAGCAUUAGGUAUGUAUGGAGUAAUUACUGCAGUUUUUUUGCAAAUCAAAUUAAGUGGAUUAAAAACUGAAGUGCAUUCUCCCCUUGCUUUAACGCCACAAACAGAUCCAUUAAUUAUGAACACCAUAAGAGGAGGAUGGGCACUAUUUGCAAGUGGAUUAACCGCCGGUUUAUCAAACCUCGUCUCUGGAGUUGCUGUUGGAAUAACAGGAAGUUCAUGCGCUUUAGGAGAUGCUCAUAGUUCAGACCUUUUUGUUAGAAUGCUAAUGAUUGAAAUAUGUGCAAGUGUUAUAGGAUUAUACGGCUUAAUCGUGGCCAUAGUAUCAAUUGGAGACAUACAAAUGACAUAA